CACACUGACUCACUCUCAGCUACCAUCCAUGCCACAAUUACAGAUGGGGUUGCCAUUGGUCACCCAUGUUGUGGUGUCCACAAUUGCCACACCCCACUCACAUUCACCCACAAUCACUUCUGUUCCCAGCAUCAAGAUUUGAAUGCAGUAUGUGCAGUCACUGGGUGUCAUCUGAAAGCUUGA
Dacryopinax primogenitus is the source of this 183-nucleotide messenger RNA. RefSeq lists its product as uncharacterized. The transcript has a single exon. The record is from RefSeq and is a predicted model, not a curated record. The annotation marks the transcript as partial. NCBI's taxonomy places the organism in Eukaryota, Fungi, Basidiomycota, Dacrymycetes, Dacrymycetales, Dacrymycetaceae.